Molecule: messenger RNA, 1461 nt
Organism: Baudoinia panamericana UAMH 10762
Lineage: Eukaryota; Fungi; Ascomycota; Dothideomycetes; Mycosphaerellales; Teratosphaeriaceae
Exons: 8
Coding region: 1-1461 (486 amino acids)
Biological process (GO): transmembrane transport
Cellular component (GO): membrane
Molecular function (GO): transmembrane transporter activity
Source: RefSeq, a predicted model, not a curated record
AUGGCUGCCCAGUACGACACCGUCGUCAAAGCUUUGCAGACUCACGUGGCGCAGGAUGUUGAGCUUCAGACCGCGAAGGUCCUCUUGGGCAGCCUACUGCUUGUCAUUAUCGACGGAGGCACAGCGGGCUUCUUUUGGGGCUAUAUACUUGUCGUCAUUGGCUACACCUUGGUGUAUGCAAGUUUGGCAGAGAUGGCAUCUAUGGCUCCGACAUCAGGGGGCCAGUAUUCGUGGGUUAGUGAUUUUGCCCCAGAUGGCGCACAGCGCUACCUAAGCUACAUCACCAGAUGGCGUGCUUCACAGGAUGUUCCCAUGAUGCGGAUGCUGACGUGGCUGUGCGUGUCAUCUAGGCAGUCCGCCAUUACUGGCAUUGCCUUCUUAGUCGCUACGAUCAUCCAAGGACUGAUGGUGCUCGGCAACGCGAACUAUGUGUUUGAGAGGUGGCACGGAACGCUGUUGGUGAUUGCUGUUGUGUCCCUUGCCAUAUUCCUCAACACGUUCGUCGCCAGAAAACUCCCGCUCGUGGAGGGCGGGUUGGCCGUUCUCCAAUUCGCGGGCCUCUUCGUAGUAAUCAUUAACAAUGCGCAUGACGCUUUCUUACAGCUUGCCAAUGGUGGCGGCUGGCCCUCUAACGGACUGGCGUUCUUCGUCGGCCUGUUACCUAUGACACUCUCCCUUCUGGGCUUCGACAGCGCAGUUCACCUGUCAGAAGAAAUAUCUGGUGCAUCCCUAGCUCUUCCGCGUGCCAUCAUGUGGCCGCAGUAUCUCAACUCGUUCCUGCGUUUCGUAGUGGUUGUCACCCUGAUCUUCACGAUGGGUGAUCUAGACGAGAUCUCAGCUAGCGCCACCGGCUACCCGUUCAUCCAGGUCUUCUACAACACGACGAACUCUCUUGCUGGCACCGACACCAUGUCACUUCUACUGAUCCUGUCACUGUUCGGCAGCAUAUGGGCCUUUGCACGUGACAAUGGCGUCCCAUUCUCAGCCACCAUUCAACACGUUCAUCCGAAAUGGAGCAUUCCACUCAACGCCAUUCUCAUCUCCCUGCUCGUCUGCAUUCUUCUGUCGCUCAUCAACAUCGGCUCAUCCGCAGCGCUGAACGCUAUUCUUGCUCUAGACUUGACUGCUUUACUGGCUUCUUACACCAUUUGCAGAAGCUGCCUGGUCCUCAAGCGACUCCGCGGCGAGCCGCUACCCCCUCGUGCUUGGUCGCUCGGCCGGUGGGGCCUGGCCAUCAACAUUGCUGCAGUCUGCUGGCUUCUACCGCUCUUCGUCUUCACACUCUUUCCGGUGGCUAUUCCGGUUGCGGCGAGCUCCAUGAACUGGGCGUGCCUAUUACUGGGCGCUGUGGUACUUUUUGCGAACGCCUAUUACUUUGCCCAUGGUAGACGUUUGUACAUAUCACCAGAAGAGAGGCUCCGUAGAGACUUACAGGGGGAGGUCCAUGCGCGUGGCAAAUGA